Molecule: messenger RNA, 2756 nt
Organism: Photinus pyralis (common eastern firefly)
Lineage: Eukaryota; Metazoa; Arthropoda; Insecta; Coleoptera; Lampyridae
Product: hsp70-Hsp90 organizing protein 3-like
Exons: 6
Coding region: 1903-2640 (245 amino acids)
Molecular function (GO): Hsp90 protein binding
Source: RefSeq, a predicted model, not a curated record
AAACCAUAUUAAAGUUGGACAAGGGGUUGAAUUUCUUCUUAGUAAUGAUUAAAUGAAAAAAAAUGUGAAAAUUGGAAAUAUUUUUUCUCGAUUGUUUUUGGAUGUUGUUUGUUAUGUUCGCAGAUGUUGGAAAUGUGGAAAUUUUAUCCAUAUGUUGAGUAUCUCCAUACUGGACCACAAUUCAAUUUAAGUCGGGCUCACAAUCAAAAGAUAUGUCAUUGCAUUAAUUCUGAUUCAAAUGUAUUUUUUUAUACAGAGCAAGUUUUUCCAAUGUUUAGUAGGUAUAAGGAUUUCAGAAGCUGACAGAGAUAGAUAAUGACAUUGGGAAAAAAUUUACAAGCUCAGAGCAACUGUCCAAAAUAAGCUUAUUAAAAAUUCACAUAAUAGUAACGCUACUUUUCCAAUCAAAUGAAAACAUUUUCAAAAUUGCGCCGCUCCCGCUUGACACUAACAUUGGUUUAAAUGGCAUGACCCUUUUUUAUUCACUUAAAAUUCUGCAUCUUUCUUAAAAAUGUUUAAUAAUAAUAAUAUUUAUUAUACCGUUAUCCGUGUGGGUACACUUACGGUCGUCAUUGGGAAAAAAAUAUUACAAACAAAAAUACAAAGAUACAUUCAGAGACUAACUAACAGAGGAGGAUAACAGAGUACAAUUUUACAUAUUACAUCGCAUGACAGUUUUUCAUGAACUCUCCCUGACAAUAAAAAGCAUGUUUUGAGGCGUGACAUAAGAGCUCCAAUGGGCAUAGAUCUUAUAUUAUUAGGGAGGCUGUUGUACAGAAGUUGAGAUUGGUGGACUACACCAUCCUGUGUUUUUGACAACCUGCAGUACUUAGUUCGAAUGUUAUGCUUAAGCCUAGUAUCGUGAUCGUGUACGUUACAUUGUUUUUUUGCCAUUGAUAAGUUCUGCUUAGCAUAACAAAUCGCUUCGAAAAUGAACAUGCAAGGAAAAGUAAGAAUGUUCAGUUCAAUAAAAGCCUUCUUGCAAUCCUCCCUGUAUUUCAACCCAGCUAUAAUUCUGAUGGCUCGGCGCUGCAAUCUAAACAUGCACUGCCAAUGUGAAGUACGUCCCCAUGCUAAUAUUGCAUAUAAGAGGAUGCUUUGGAUGAGAGCAUAGUAUGCAGUUUUGACAAUCUUUGUUGAUGUACUAUUCCGCAAUCGUAACAUCAAAAAAAUAGCUGUAUUAAUUUUUUUUGUUAGAUGAUCACAGUGGUAAUUAAAAUAUAACACAUAACUAAAAUUGGUGGAAUUUUUUUGCGUUGACCCAUUUAAUAUAAUUACAAUUGUUUGGUGGCGUCAGAUAAAUGUAACACUGUUUUGGAUAAUCAUCAACUUCGAUUCUUGGGGAUUUCUCGACUAUUACAAAAGUCGGUGGUAGAGGGGUAUAUUGAAAAUUCAAUCCGGAAUAAGGGUGAAACAGCAGAAAAGAUCUUUAUUAAACCUCCCAGCGCAAGUUUAAUUGCAUGUGUUCCACAUCUUUUCAUUAUGGUAACUGAAAUUCAAAUUAUGUAGGUACACAUAAACUCAAAAAAUGUUACUGAUACCUUACUUACACUUUGUGUAUAUUUCUAUCUGCGGUUUAUUGAAUAUCGUUAUAAAUAUUACUAAAUCCACCGAAUAAUAAAAUUAACCUUAUGCACUCGCAUUAAAAUAAUUGCGUUUCAUUGGCCUGCAUUUUUCAUCGACUAAUUUCAAAGGCCUCGAGGAUCCUUCGCAAAAAAUUAGAUUUUUUUGUCCCCAUGGUGCGUUCUACCAGGGACACACUGUAUACAAUGACUAAUAAUGAGCACGUCAUGCGAUUAGCGUUUAUAGAGCCACAGAAUCAUCAGUGGGUCUUGUCAAAAAUUCAGUUACAAAGUUGGGUUAUGUAGUAUUUUUUUAAUAAAUAUUUAACACAAAAUAAAUAUGACUGAAAACAAUGAACAGGAAUCCGUAGAAAGCCUGAAAGAAUUAGGAAACACUGCAAUUCGGAAUAAAAAAUAUGAAGAGGCAAUCUUACACUACACUUAUGCUCUUAAAAUGGAACCAACAAAUUUUACCCUCUACAGUAACCGAUCGUUUGCAUUCUUAAAGGUUCAUCAAUAUUAUUUAGCGAUGGAGGAUGCAAAUGAGACUAUUAGAUUAAAUCCUUCAUGGGCAAAGGGCUACUUUCGUAAAGGCGAAAUUGAGUUAGCGACAUAUCAGUACAGUGACGCUUUUAAUUCGUAUCAGAAAGCUUUAAUGUUGCAACCAAAUGAUUCUGUGAUUAUUAGUGCAAUGACAAAAACUCUACAGGAGCAGAAGAAGGACCAGAACGCAGAUAGCCAAAUUCCAUGGGUGGGCGCUGGAGUUGGGAUCGUCUUGGGUGUUAUAAUUGUAAUUGCCGAUUACAUGUGUACAAACAAGCCAACUUUAACGCAUCCGAUUUUAAUGGCAUUGCUGACAAUAACAAUUGCGAUGAUAGGGUAUGGAAUUGCGAGAGCGCUUCGUUACUAUACCAAAUGCCAGAGAAAUGCCUUAGUAGAUGUUCCUAUUAAUUUAUUUGAUGAAGAAAAUAUGCCAGCAGAUGACACAGGGAAAGACGAAACUGAAUCAAAAACCACUACGAAUCAUAGAUACAGCAAAUCUCAAGCCAGGCAAAGGUAUAAGAAAGGAAAAGCCUAGUUUUUGUUAUAAAUAUUUUUUUAUUCAUUCCGGAUGUUUUAUUAUGUGCUGUAAUAUAAUUUGAUAUCAGUAUCUAUUAAAAAAUAAUGUUUAUAAUUAAACUUUUCAAUUCUGUA